Messenger RNA from Drepanopeziza brunnea f. sp. 'multigermtubi' MB_m1, 735 nucleotides. The record is from RefSeq and is a predicted model, not a curated record. Lineage: Eukaryota; Fungi; Ascomycota; Leotiomycetes; Helotiales; Drepanopezizaceae.
AUGACACAGCCAGCCAAGUCAGGGGCAGGCGGAGAGGCUCCGCGACGACGCAACGAUUUGCCUUCGGAGAUCCUCGAGAUCGUUAGUCCUGCCCUUCGCGUCGGUGGCCUUUCUGGAACGUCUGGAUUACUUUUCGGUGGGUUUGCUGGUGUCAUCCGCUCUAAUACCCCAUUCCUCUUUGCAUUAGCAUCAGGAAUUCAGUGGUCGGUUCUUGGAGGCACCUUUUGGGGUACGGGCGUCCAAUCCUCUGUCCUAACUUCGAUUCCACUGCUAACACGCGCUCUGUCCGUAGCCUCAAGAGGGGCAGUACUUCAUGCCUGGGGAAAGGAGCAAGUCACCCCCAAUGAAAAAGUAUCAGCGAGUGCAAUAGCUGGAAGUAUCGCAGGAACAGCAGGUGGUCUCCUACGUGGAAGGAAAAAUGUGAUUCCAGGAGCAGUCAUGUUUGCCAUUUUCGGAGCCACAGGCCAGGCUUUGUAUAACAUGGCCGAUGCCCGCAACUCGGAGCUAGCGCUGGCACCGGAAAGGGACCUCAAGGACUCGUGGUUGAACUCAAAAUGGAGUCCUAUGAAAGUUCUGUCCGAUGCCGAGUACGAGAAAAUGUUGCAGGAGAAGCUCCUACGUAUCAACGCGGAGAUUGCGCUGGUUGACGAGAACAUUGAGGCUCUGCGGAGCGAGGAACGCGAGAUGGCCGCCGAGAAGUCGCUGGAAAAGUCAAAGGUCUCGAAAGUGAAGUAG